CUCUGCGAACAGUCCGCCUUGAGAACCCGAUGCGAUCGGUGGUUCUUCGUUGGGAAAUCAGAAAGUCGUGGGUUCUACCUCAGGGUGCGUGAGCGUUAUUACAUACUGACACUGUGUAUUUUGUGAAAAAAAGAAUUGAAUGCAUUAUAAAUAAAGAAGAAGUUCCAUAAUGUCCGGAAAGAUUUCUGUGUGGCUUGCACUUUUGUGUGUCUCUGGUUAUAUACAUAAUGCAGAUUUGCGAAGUAUUCAAAAAGAGGGCUCUCAGUGCGGUUAUCAGAGCUGUCAUCCCACAAAACCCAAUAUGUUGAAUGUGCAUCUGGUGGCACACACUCAUGACGAUGUCGGCUGGCUAAAGACGGUCGAUCAAUAUUAUUAUGGCAGCGAAACUCUAAUCCAGAAGGCAGGAGUGCAAUACAUUAUCGAUUCGGUCGUAGAGGCCCUGCUGAGAGACCCAGAGAAACGUUUCAUUUAUGUGGAAUCCGCUUUCUUCUUCAAAUGGUGGAAGGAGCAGACACCCAAGGUGCAAGAUGCUGUAAAGAUGCUGGUGGAUCAGGGAAGACUGGAGUUCAUUAGCGGUGCCUGGAGCAUGAACGACGAGGCGACGACCCAUUACCAGAGUGUGAUUGAUCAGUUUGCCUGGGGACUGAGGAUGCUGAAUGAUACUUUUGGCGAAUGUGGACGUCCGCGCGUAGGCUGGCAGAUUGAUCCAUUCGGUCACUCCAGGGAAAUGGCCUCGAUGUUCGCCCAGAUGGGCUUUGAUGGCAUGUUCUUUGGGCGAUUGGAUUACCAGGAUAAGGAUAACCGUCUUAUGACCAAAAAUGCUGAGAUGAUAUGGCAUGGAUCGGCCAAUCUGGGAGAGGAAACUGAUCUGUUCAGUGGAGCUCUGUACAACAAUUACCAGGCCCCAGAUGGCUUCUGUUUUGAUGUCCUUUGCAGCGAUGCCCCCAUUAUUGAUGGCAAACACAGCCCCGAUAAUAAUGUGAAAGAGCGCGUUGAUGCCUUCUUUGAAUAUGUUACCAAAAUGGCGGAACAUUAUCGCACUCCCAACUUGAUCCUAACCAUGGGCGAAGAUUUCCACUAUCAGAACGCCGACAUGUGGUACAAGAAUCUGGAUAAGCUGAUUAAAUAUGCCAACGAGCGUCAGGCGAAUGGCUCCAAGAUAAACCUUCUGUACUCCACACCCUCUUGCUAUCUAAAAUCUCUGCACGAUGCCGGCAUUACUUGGCCCGAGAAGAGCGAUGACUUCUUCCCAUAUGCCUCCGAUCCGCAUGCCUACUGGACGGGUUACUUUACCUCGCGUCCCACCUUGAAGCGAUUCGAGCGUGAUGGCAAUCACUUUCUGCAAGUUUGCAAGCAACUCAGUGCCUUGGCUCCCAAGAAAGCCGUGGAGUUCGAACCCCACUUGAAUUUUAUGCGCGAAACUCUCGGAAUCAUGCAGCACCAUGAUGCCAUCACAGGAACAGAGAAGGAGAAGGUGGCCCUGGAUUAUGCAAAGCGAUUAAGCGUUAGCUUCAGGGCCUGUGGUGCCACCACCAGGAAUGUGUUGAAUCAAUUGUCCACACCAGGAAGCGCUCGGGUUGAGGACGCCAAAUAUAAGUUGGAUAUGAAGACGUGUCCUUUGCUUAACAUCACUUCUUGUCCUGUUUCCGAGGAGAACGAUCGAUUCACUCUGACGCUGUACAAUCCUUUGGCUCAUGUGGUGAGUGAAUAUGUGAGGAUUCCAGUGCCAGAUACCAGCUAUAAAAUUAUUGAUAAUAAGGGAGCUGUUCUGGAAGCCCAAGCAGUACCUAUACCAGCCGCCUUGAUAAAUAUUAAGCACAGAGCUUCGACUGCCAAGUACGAACUGGUCUUCUUGGCCACCAAUAUUCCAGCCUUGGGUUAUAGGACUUAUUAUAUAGAAAAGACCGAAAGUGGUGAGGGUUACAAGCAGCCCAGGCUGCUGCCCAAGAAUAAAUCCAGCGUAACAGUAAUUGGAAAUAGUAACAUCAAGUUGGGCUUCGAUACCAAUGGCUUCCUCUCGGAGGUCACAGCAGAUGGCUUAACCAAAUUCGUUAGCCAAGAUUUCCUCUUCUACGAAGGUGCCAUUGGCAACAAUGCCGAGUUCUUGAACCGAUCCUCUGGAGCGUACAUCUUCCGUCCCAACGAAAACAAGCUGCACUUUGCCACCGAACAUGUUGAGAUUGAAGUGUACAAAGGUGACUUGGUCCAGGAGGUCCAUCAGAAGUUCAACGAUUGGAUUAGCCAGGUGGUGCGAGUGUAUGCCAAGGACUCCUUUGCUGAGUUCGAGUGGCUGGUCGGACCAAUUCCCAUUGAGGACGGCAUUGGCAAGGAGGUUAUCACACGCUUUAACUCUGAUAUUGAAUCACAGGGCAUAUUCCACACCGAUUGUAAUGGACGUGAAAUGAUCAAGAGGCAACUCAAUCACCGCGAAACUUGGUCUGUGAAGAUCAACGAAGCUGUUGCUGGAAAUUACUAUCCCAUAACGACCAAGAUAGACCUAGAGGAUGACACUGCCCGCUUGGCUAUACUCACAGACAGAGCCCAGGGUGGCAGCUCCCUUAAGGAUGGUUCCCUGGAACUGAUGGUGCACCGUCGUCUCCUACGGGAUGAUGCCUUCGGCGUGGGCGAGGCUCUGAAUGAGACGGAGUUCGGAGAGGGUUUAAUAGCCCGGGGCAAGCAUCAGCUCUUCUUUGGCAAGUCCUCCGAUCGCGAAGGUGUGUCCCUCAAGGCCCUGGAGCGUUUGACUCAACUGGAGAAGCUACUGCCCACAUGGAAAUUCUUUAGCAACAUGGAGGCCUACACCGCCGAAGAGUGGCGCACUUCCUUUACAAAUGCUUUCAGUGGCGUAUCCCUAGUUCUGCCCAAGGCCGUCCACCUUAUGACCCUCGAGCCUUGGCAUGAAAAUGAGCUACUCGUCCGCUUUGAGCACAUUAUGGAGAACAAUGAGGACGAGCUGUACUCCAAGCCUGUUCAGUUCAAUGUCAAGAACGUCCUCAGUUCCUUUGAGAUCACGGGAAUGCGUGAAACCACGCUGGACGGCAAUGCCUGGCUGGACGAGACUCAUCGCCUUCAAUUCGCUCCGGAUCCCGAACAAGCGGCCUUUAACACCUAUGCUACCUUUGAUGAGCCUCAAGCCAAGGCAGUUCACUUGCUGAGUGCCGCGAAACCUAUGCUUGGCGUUCAAUAUGCCGAAGAAGCCUUGCCAGCUGGACAAUUGGGAGCUCAGAGCAACCGUGUCAAGCGAGAUGUGACCACUGAAGAAGUUAGGAAGACCAAGAGGAACCGUAAGUCCAAGCUCAAUGCAGAUGAGGCAGCCAAGGCAGACAAUGGUAGCCAAGAGUUUAUUAUAGAACUGAGUCCCAUGGAGAUACGCACUUUUAUUGUGUAUUUGAAGGAAGCUUAAAGAAAGCUGUACGAAAUUUUGAACUAAUAAAUAAAUACUUUUAAACAA
This is a messenger RNA of Drosophila kikkawai, 3451 nucleotides long. It is a transcript of the gene LManII, whose product is annotated as Lysosomal alpha-mannosidase II. Gene Ontology annotation, biological process: mannose metabolic process. NCBI's taxonomy places the organism in Eukaryota, Metazoa, Arthropoda, Insecta, Diptera, Drosophilidae. The record is from RefSeq and is a predicted model, not a curated record. Gene Ontology annotation, cellular component: lysosome. Gene Ontology annotation, molecular function: alpha-mannosidase activity; carbohydrate binding.